UAUCUGUUCAAUCAGGUCACCUAACAUUAAUCUGUGUCUUGUCAAUCUUAAUCCUGUUGUGAGUGUCAGUAACUCUUUGUCUCCUUUCGUUUAGAUAAUUCCAGUGGUGCAUUCCCACGACACUAAACAACCGUCGACGCAUCGAAGCCGAUCCCACCUCGACUCAAAACAACCACACACAGCUAGUCUUACCACUCCUAUUCACUUCUAACUUCCCAACCCCCUCGACUCCUUGCCCAAAGCAAAGACGCACGUAACCUUUUCCAAGACGACUCUACCCAGCACGAAGACUUAUCCAAGAUGGCCAGCGGUCGGAAAGCACAAAAAAUCGAAGCCGCCGACAAAGAUCAAGACGAUAACGAGAUCAACUUGAAUUACAAGGAAGCAGAGUGGAAACCUAUCAACACAGUCUCCGAACAAGUCGUCAAGUCGUGGAUCAUAGAGCAACAACAUUUGCCAUGGUUGCGCAUUCAAGGUGUCACCAAAGGCGACAACAAUGAAAUCCGUCUGAACAACAGACGAAAUGAUAAAGUGCGUACUCGAAAGCAACCUCCCAAUUGGUUCUCGGCCACGAAAGUGCCGACUGAGGUAUUCGACAAGUGGGCAGCAAAGCUCAAUCUCAGUCCAACGCUGGCUCACGACUUCGGCGGCGAGGAUAUUCUCGUCAUUUACGAUGCAGCAUGGAAUCUGCUACUCGCCUCAUCAGAUGAGGAGGAACCAUCUCAAAUGCCCACGGUUGAAACCAGGAGGGGUACAGACAACGAAAUUGACUACAUUCACGACAACGAGGACACGCCAUCAAAGCCGCACUUUUCACCCCCUGCUACCAUGCAUGGUACCUGCGACGACACGAACAAGUCCCUCGACAACGUCACCCAUACAAACCAAGUCGCACCCUGUCAAUCAGGCAAACAUCAUCCCCUGGAGCCCUACUACCUCUGUACUGGCUGUCACCAAAGAGACCUGACCUACAAACUCACCAAACACGAACAAAACCACAUGUUUCGAGACAGGGGUUUGUUUAGUCUCUGUAAAACCUGAGCGGGAGUCGCAAUGGGAGACUAUGGCCUUGAGGUCCAAGGUCAGGAGGUGGAUAGAUGUUUCUGCAUCCAGAGGCUUCCUCAGUGUCUUUGUGUCGAAUGCUGGGUGGAGGCGGCAAAGAUGAGAAGUCGGAAGCGCGACAGCACAGCGAGAUGUGACUGUGACAGACAAUACAUCAGGAAAAGCAAAGCAGAGAACUGUCGCUUCGUGCUUGGCAGCACU
Aureobasidium subglaciale EXF-2481 is the source of this 1263-nucleotide messenger RNA. RefSeq lists its product as uncharacterized. Bases 301 to 1041 code for a protein of 246 amino acids. The transcript is spliced from 2 exons. NCBI's taxonomy places the organism in Eukaryota, Fungi, Ascomycota, Dothideomycetes, Dothideales, Saccotheciaceae. The record is from RefSeq and is a predicted model, not a curated record.